UCUGGACUUUACCAAAAUAAUUUUCAGAUUUUUACAAAAUGGCUGAACUAUAAAGACGUGUACUAAGAAAAAUUAUUAAAAUGGAGCUAAUAAACGACUACUUUUCUCAAGAAAACAAAACUGUGUGUUAUUCAGAAGAUACAUAUUACGGUGAUACAGUGUGUAACGUGAUUAACGGAGUGAUUUGUGUCUAUCCUAGUCCUUGGAUAUCGGACGAAGAAACAUUGGACAUAAAGUGUAGAAUAAAGCCUUCUCCUAAUAUAUUUAGACCCAGAGAUAGAGACUUUAAUAUGUACGCGUGAGUGUAAAAUGGCUUAGCAUCCUCUUUGGACCUGUAAAAAUAGUGUAAAAUUGUAAAAAUGCAUAGUUUUAAUGAUACGCGUCAAAGACGCAAUCUCUUGGAUUUUAACGGAUUUGCUCCGAUACAUUUUCCGCUUACAAGUUAUUCAACAGACUCCCGAACGAACUCCAAGGACGAAAUGAAGCAUACAUACGGGGAUACCUUAUUUUUUAACAAUCUCCACCUGAUUCCCGAUCCACUUAAGAAAAAUUUGGCAGAUUCUGUUAUAACUGGUGAGGAAAAAAAGGUACCUAACAUGGUCGAGACAAAGGAAACGGAAAGGCCUCAAAGGCCGGACUAUUAUCCAACUCUGGCGGGUAUAACUAGUUUCUUUUCUGGCGUUCUCAAUGUAAUGGGAGCGAUAUUCCAGAAGCGUACGACCUCGCCAACCUCUCAGUACUACGAUUGUUUCGAAGACUAUAACGACCAGCAGAUGGCGCCGUCACCCUGGCAGAGUUCCAACAUUGAGGUUCAAAAUAAAAAUGAGCGGGAUCUGUUCAAUUUUGCCACUAACAAUGAAGUAAAUGCAAAUUUGGAAGUAGAAAUGAGCACAGAUUGUAGAUUAGCUGCCAGUCAUUGUGAGGAAAAGUUAAAUCAGGUUCGAUUGCUAUUAACUAAUAAAAACAACAGAAAUGAACAACCCUCAAAGUUUCGUUUGAAUCGACCACGGAAGGCUUUUAUUGAGGCAGGCUCAGUGGAAGAGUCAUUUGAAGAUGCCUUCACCCCAGAAGAUGUCACCUGUCUUGCUGACAAUACGUACAUUGAAUAUUAUAGUCCUUGUAAUCAUCAUAAUGAAGAAUAUAUUCAUGCAGAGGCCCCAAAAGUUAAGAUUGAAAGGUGUGUUAAAGAACCCACAGAUAUUGUCUACAGUUUACCCGCUGAAAACAAUAAAAAAAAUGAUCUAAAUGAGCAAUCUGUGUUAAAUGAUAGUAGUUUUGUAAAUACUGAAGAAGUAGUCUCCUCUUGUGAGGAGAAAUUAAGUAAACUAAAGGCGCUGUUAAAAUCAAAAGGUAAAAAAGUUGUCAAUAAUGAACCAGAAGCAACUCGACAAGCACCUGAAAUUACAAAUCCGAUUCCAAUACCAGUUCACAAUUCAGAGAAAUCAGAAAUUCAUAAAGAUUUCCCUAACGAAACUGUGUUUGGCAAUGAAAUAAAUUCAACAGAGCUACACAGUUCACAAGACAGUGACUAUUUUAAUGAAGUGACUGGCAAAUUUUUCUCUUCAUCAUUAGAAAGUGAAGAUUCAUUUCAAAUUGUUUUCUCUGAUAGCCCUCCCAAUUGUAGACGGAGGAUCCCAUCGGAAUGUGAUUCGGAGGACUCAUUUAUUGUGUUUGAGGAAUCACCCGAGAGUUGCUAUACAUCUCAUGAUGUAUUUGGAGAAGACAUUGGCGAGGUGAUCCAUUCAGACUUCGAUUCAGAUAUCGAAGAGGAUUCUGGUAUCACCUGCAAGUUGGCUCAUAAUUUGUCACGGACUUUUGGUGAUUUGACAGAUGAUAGUUUGUAUAGUCAAGAUGUUGUGGACAGUGUGCAAGUAUGCAAUGAGGUGAUUAACGAUAAAGUGAAUGAAAUAAACGUGAUACAAGAUGAGGAAAGAGAAGACAAGAAAUGUGGUCUGUUGCUGAAUGAGAGGAGAAAAGCAGAGAAACGAAAGUUGCCACCUAAAAAGGUCACCUUCUCCUCACAACCACCAAAGGUCCACGUGAUGAGGGUCUGGGCCUUCGCCGCGAGACAAGCGAGAGCCGGCCACUGGGAGAGACACGCUCUAGACAGAGAGCGGUUCAAGAGGAGAAUAGCAGAUGUCGAAAUGGCAAUAUCAUGGGUGUUCAAACGCCAGCAUCGUACGCGUAUAGUGUUUCAACGAUUCAGACCGUGGUGGAACGCAGAACGACGGAGGGAACUUGCCGAAAAGAAAGAGAAAGAAGAAAAGGAAAAGGAACGAAAGAAGGAAGAAGAGAGUAUCGCACGAGAAGUAGAAGAUAACGUAGUAAACGAAACUGAAGAUCUUAUUGAUAACACUGAUAUAAAAACUGUAAGCACUGUUAAUAAAGAUGUAGGUACUAAAGAAAAUGCUAUUCAAAACGGAACAAAUGAACUGAAUAUUGAUUGCAAUGGUCUUGCAGAGGAUGAUCAAUCAAUGAAAUGUAAUGGAAUAAUAAUAUACGAAUCAAGUCCUAAUAAUGGUUCGGGUAAAUCAAGAGAUACUGAGAACACUGAAAUAUCAAAGCCCUUAGAAACCGUUUCCGAUAACAAUAAUUAUUUUGAACAAUACUGGGACCACUCAAAUUUUGAAACCAAUAACUCCAAUAAUGAUGAAUUACACAAUGAUUCAAUUGUAAAAACAACCGGAAUAAAUGAGUCUGUUAAAAUUGCUACCACAGACGACAAAUCAAAUAUAAUUCGCGAUAUACAAAUAAAAGAGGCAAGCGUCGAUACAUGACGAUAUGUUUACGAAAUUGGAUAGGGAAGUCCAUACACCAGGAUAAUAUUUACUAGGAUAUUGAUUAGAUGCUACUAAACGGAUUUUGGUAGGUGAUCAUUGAGAGAGGAAAAGUUCUAAUAAAAUCAAUAAGUGCUACAAAAGGAUGACACAGAAGAUGCCCAUAUAAGAUCUUAUAUUUUCUCCUUACAUUCAGGGAAACAGAGAAUAAAAAGGGAAAUUCUGAGAAUUGAAAACCUGAUCUUGUUAUAUAUAUAACGAGUAUUAUUUAUCUAUCAUACAGUAGAUUAUACCCGGCAGGAAAGAUGUUUAGUUUAGAAAGAGAUAAUAGACAGCUUCUCUUUCAUUGGGACUGACAAGUGACCGACAAAACAAGUACGAGUGACAGAGAGAACGCUCUAGAAAGCCGAAACUGACGAUUAUCUCUUUCUGAAGUUCGAUGAUAUAACCUGUCUGGUACUGUACCUGUAUUGAGCUGCGUUUAUAACAAUGUAUUCGUCUUUAUCAUCUUGUACUGUUUCUCUUUGUAGUAUUUUGUCGAUGUUGUUUCUGAAUAUUUUCAAUAUUAAUUAUAUAUUUGUUACACUAAAUAUAUCUGCAAGUUUCCGUGUUUUACA
Molecule: messenger RNA, 3394 nt
Organism: Maniola jurtina (meadow brown)
Lineage: Eukaryota; Metazoa; Arthropoda; Insecta; Lepidoptera; Nymphalidae
Gene: PPP1R15
Exons: 3
Coding region: 360-2777 (805 amino acids)
Biological process (GO): response to endoplasmic reticulum stress
Cellular component (GO): endoplasmic reticulum; protein phosphatase type 1 complex
Molecular function (GO): protein phosphatase regulator activity
Source: RefSeq, a predicted model, not a curated record